Molecule: messenger RNA, 702 nt
Organism: Leucoraja erinaceus (little skate)
Lineage: Eukaryota; Metazoa; Chordata; Chondrichthyes; Rajiformes; Rajidae
Product: phospholipase A and acyltransferase 3-like
Exons: 4
Coding region: 153-650 (165 amino acids)
Biological process (GO): N-acylphosphatidylethanolamine metabolic process
Cellular component (GO): cytoplasm
Molecular function (GO): glycerophospholipid phospholipase A1 activity; A2-type glycerophospholipase activity
Source: RefSeq, a predicted model, not a curated record
GAAGUUUGCGACUAGAAUUGAAAGCACGUCUUCAGUUUGAGCUGAGAGCUGAGGAACAGAAGCUGAGAAUUCAGACGAAAGACAAAUAGUUUCUACAUUUUGAUCUGCAGGUGUGUUAAACAUCAGAGGAAGUUCAAAUUCACCAAGUCAACAUGAGCCGUCGAAAGUCUGGUUUCAAAGCAAAACGUGGAGAUUUGAUUGAAAUACCUCGAACACUUGGGUAUAAACACUGGGCCAUCUACAUUGGACAUGGAGACGUCGUACAUUUAACUUCAGAUGGAGCAAGUGGAGAUGUGAGUUUUCGCUUCUCUAGCUCGGCAGAAGUUGCUGUGAUUAAGAGGGAGCCUCUCACUGAGGUAACUGCAGGUGAUCCCUGCUAUGUCAACAACUGUUCAGACACAAGGUUUGAAGCAAUACCCGUGGCCAAGAUAAUAAACAAGGCUAAAAAAAGCAUUGGACGGAAAGUGCAUUACAAUGUUCUAAAACAAAACUGUGAACAUUUUGUAAACAAACUUCGAUAUGGUGAAAAGAUUUCCUACCAGGCUGAGGAUGCAAGCCUUGCUAUUGGUGUAGGGUCUAUCGCCACUGUAGCUGUAAUGGGUGUCGGUGCCAUUCUUACCCUUCUAUUGGGGGGGCAUCAUAAACAAUGAAGGCUCAUGAAUAACAGAGUGUGCUGGAUUCCUAAUUAAAGAAUUUAAUUAA